AAAUUUCGCAAUCCAAUCUCCAAUCGAUAGUGCCCUCUUUGGUUUGACGCCUCUACGUGUUUAUAAUUAUUAAAUUACGCUGAUAAACAUACUAUAUUAGUGUAUAUAGUGCUUUUCCUUAUCGGGUCGUUGCCCGUGACGUAUUGUGUGUGAAAAGUGAUUCAAGAGAAGUACUUUUCGUAAGCUCGUAAGAUAGUGCCCGAGAGUGGCUUCGCUUCCCCUGUUGCGGCGUCCACAAAAGAAUAUUUAUCCAAUUUAAACCGCUGCAGAAUGAAAAUAUAGGAAAUUUACAUCCGAAUAAACUAUAGAUGGCUUGAAUCGAGCUAGUUAUCGGCCAAAACUGAUGAUAUUUCAAAAUGGAAGAACCAAAGAAACUGCAAGACAUGCCCUUCGACAUCCUACAUCGGAUAUUCAAAAUGCUUAAAUUUGGCGAUCAAAUGCAGUUGGCCUGUCUCCAUCCGAGGUUCUGCGAUGUCGUGGCUGAGCAUUAUCGCCAUAAAUUCACAUCGUUUGUGUUCAACCAAUGUGAACUAUAUGUGAAUCUAUUAAUUCUUGUAAAGCUGUGCGGUUCCACAAUGAUCCAUAUAACAUUUGACAACACCGCUGAUGUUGAAUAUUUGUUGCCCGCUGUGGAACGAUAUUGUAUCAAUUUGGAAACCAUUAGCUUUACGACCAGCGAAUAUAAUUGCAAGGCAAUCAAAUUAUUUUUGGAAAGAAAUGCAACGCUGAAAUCCGUUGAAUUGGUGAUGAAUUGUAGUAACCAUAGAUCGGGUAUUCAUGAGGCCAUCUCCAUGCUCGAAUCUAUUCCAAACAUUAAGCGUUUGCAGCUGCACAACUUCCCUGGCCAUUCUCUGAUUAAAAACAAGAUUAAGGGCUUUGUGCACUUGGAAGAACUGACUGUCGGCGAUUACUUUCCAUAUGAUUCAGUGCCAAAGUGGCGCUUCGAUAUUUCUGAUCUGCUAUUGAGGCUAAAAAACCUGCGCCGUCUGACAGUUAUAAAUAGGAUUGUGUUCCUAAACAGGAAACUACAGGAACCACUCCUGGAGGAGCUUACACUGAUACAAUGCGAUCUCAACUUUAAGAAACCAUAUUUUCCCAAACUGUUAUCGUUCCAUAUCGAAAGAUCGAUGUAUCCGACUAAAGAGCGAUUGUUGGGUUUCAUACUAAAACAUGCCACUACUUUGAAGCGUCUCCAUGUAAUGACAGGUUACAUGAAUUAUGCAGGUGAUGGCAUUUUUCGGAUGAGGGUUCACCUAUCUUCUGAAUUUGGGUAUACACGCGUUCAUAGGACAAUACAAUGUAAACAGCUAAGAGGACUUCAACGGUCUAUGAUUACUGAAAUGUAAUCUAGGUAUUUCUUUCAUGUCUAUCAUCUAUGUCAUCUGUUUGUUUUCUGGUCACUCGACUCUCAAUAACUCUCAGAUACAAAGGACCAUGAUGGGCAUUGGUUCUCCCUACUCCGUUUCUCUCCUCUCCAUACACGCUGUCCCAAAACUUGAGACACAUAAGAAUAAAACUAGAAAAUAAGCAGUUAGUGAACGAUAAUUCACUGAGAAUAAUCUUACGAUUCGAAUUAUUAUUAUUUGUUUUGUUUUGUUUGUUUUUAAUACGUUGUAAUUUUUAAGAGUAAUAUGUUUUGGUUUGCUUUUCUUUCAAUGUUUUGGAUCUUCAGGAAGAAGUGAUCUGUAUUUUAGGUGCCUAAGUUAAUUAUGUAUGUAUAAGAACUUCAAAUGUAUGUAUGUAAGACAUAUUUUAUACAUGAAUUGCUUAUGGGAAUGCAAGGAUAAACUUCUAUGCAGAGAAGUUUCCUCUCUUUCCUAUAUUUUCGUGGCAAACAAAUCGAAUGCAAUUACUUAAACAGCUCUCCCUCUAGCCAUAAAACCGAUAAAUUCCUCAUGUGAUUGUUGAAAACGUUUUCCGUUCGUUACAGAACACUUUUCUUUAUGACAUUUACGCGAAGCAAUAAAAACUAAACAAAU
Molecule: messenger RNA, 1979 nt
Organism: Drosophila obscura
Lineage: Eukaryota; Metazoa; Arthropoda; Insecta; Diptera; Drosophilidae
Exons: 4
Coding region: 357-1346 (329 amino acids)
Molecular function (GO): protein binding
Source: RefSeq, a predicted model, not a curated record